Messenger RNA from Striga asiatica, 2492 nucleotides. NCBI's taxonomy places the organism in Eukaryota, Viridiplantae, Streptophyta, Magnoliopsida, Lamiales, Orobanchaceae. The record is from the annotation of a GenBank genome assembly.
AACACACAUAAAAAUUCCCUCUUUCAUCUUACUCUCAUUUUCAGCCAUUUUGUUUUUUUUCAAAAGAGAAAUCUCAGAUCUGCAAUUACCUCCCAUGGCGUACUCGUUCCCUGAGGAGGUCCUGGAGCACGUGUUCUUGUUCCUGAGCUCGGAUAAGGACCGGAACGCGGUUUCGCUCGUGUGCAAGUCCUGGUACGACAUCGAGCGGUGGUGCCGCCGCCGGAUUUUCGUCGGGAACUGCUACGCGGUCUCGCCGGAUAUCGUGAUCCGUCGGUUUCCGGAGGCCAGAGCGUUGGAAAUGAAGGGGAAGCCGCAUUUUGCUGAUUUCAAUCUCGUGCCGGAGGGUUGGGGUGGGUACGUGCAGCCGUGGAUCAAUGCGAUGUCGGCAGCGUAUCCGUUGCUGGAGGAGAUCAGGCUCAAGCGGAUGGUGGUUACUGACGAGGGCCUCGAGCUGAUUGCGAGAUCGUUUAAGAAUUUCAAGGUUUUGGUGCUCUCGUCUUGUGAGGGGUUCACCACGGACGGCCUCGCCUCGAUUGCUGCUAAUUGCAGGAAUCUUAGAGAACUAGAUUUGAGGGACUGUGAUGUGGAGGAAAUCAGCGGGCAUUGGCUUAGUCAUUUUCCUGAUAACUGCACUUCUCUUGUGUGUCUCAACAUUUCCUGCUUAGACUCAGAGGUCAAUUUCUCUGCCUUGGAGCGUCUAGUUGCUCGAUGCCCCAAUCUUAGGACUCUUAGGCUGAGUCGUUCUGUGCCCCUUGAGAAGCUCCCUAACCUACUCCACCGGGCCCCACAGUUGGUCGAAUUAGGUACAGGUGCGUAUUCAGCUGAGAUCCAGUCCGAAGUAUUCUCAAGUUUGACAGAAGCAUUUUCGUCCUGUAAGCAACUCAAGGGCUUGUCUGGCUUCUGGGAUGUUGUACCAGCUUAUCUUCCGGCCAUGUAUUCAAUCUGCUCUGGAAUUACAUCACUUAACUUAAGCUUCGCUGGAGUUCAGAGUCCUGAACUCGUUAAGCUUAUUUGUCAGUGCCGGCAUCUACGGCGUUUAUGGGUUCUGGAUUACAUCGAGGACACAGGUCUAGAAGCUCUUUCCAUGUCUUGCAAGGACUUGCAAGAACUCCGCGUGUUCCCUUCCGAUCCUUUCGGCGCCGAACCAAAUGUCCCCUUAACCGAGCAAGGCCUCGUCUCCGUAUCUCAAAACUGCCCCAAGCUCCAAUCCGUCCUCUACUUCUGCCGCCAGAUGUCGAACUCCGCAUUAGUCACCAUUGCCCGAAACCGACCUAACUUAAUCUGCUUCCGCCUGUGCAUUAUCGAGCCCCAGGCCCCAGACCACCUGACUCUCGACCCACUCGACGCCGGUUUCGGAGCCAUUGUCGAGAGCUGCAAGGAGCUCAAGCGGCUCUCUAUGUCCGGUCUCCUCACAGAUCGAGUUUUCGAGCGUAUUGGAACUCAUGCGAAGAAACUCGAGAUGCUGUCCAUAGCCUUUGCUGGAGAAAGUGACUCGGGCCUUCAUCAUGUUCUUUCGGGCUGCGAGAGCUUGAGGAAGCUGGAGAUUAGGGAUUGUCCGUUUGGGGAUGGCGCCUUGCUGGCGAAUGCUCGGAAGCUCGAGGCAAUGCGAUCCCUUUGGAUGUCGUCUUGCUUGGUUAGCUAUGGGGCGUGCAAGCUGCUUGGCCAAAAGAUGCCGAGGCUGAAUGUCGAGGUUAUUGACGAGAGGGGUUUGCUGAAUACGAGGCCCGAGAGUUGUGCUGUCGAGAAGCUGUAUCUUUAUCGGACGGUGUCUGGGAGGAGGAUGGACAUGCCGAGUUUUGUGUGGACGAUGGAUUAGAAUUCUGGAAUGAGGUUUGCUUGAGCAGGAUCUAUUUAUUUUUUUAUUCAUGGUGUAAAGAGGCGAGAAUUCGGAUACACUCGGUGAAUCUCUGUAUUUUUGUUUUUCUCUUCUGAUAUGAACUGUAUACUAUUUGUAGACUUUUGCAUGUUAGGUGACGGGUUGCUGGUUGUUUGUAGAAGGAAGUCUAUUGGAUUCGGUUUUCAUCAUGAGAUAUUUCAGGUAAUAAUUAGUGUAUCAUUUGACACACUUAAUAAGGACUUAAAAAUGUAGUGAACUAGUUUUUUGUGUUUUAUGAGCUUCCCUGGUUGUAUGUUUCUGUGUAGAACAGGAAAAUAAUGUGGGAAGUCUAAUUUAAUGUGAGACAUUUGUUGAAAUCUGCUCCAUUUUGGCCAGUUUCUUGGUGAAGAAUCUGUAUCUUUUGGUUUUUUCAUGCUAACCAUUUUAUGUGAUGGAUCAACUCCAAUUCAUCACUAAUCACUAUACUUCCGUACAUGUUAUCUCGGUUAUUUGUUAAAUUCAACACGCGUCAUCUGGUUUUUCACUACAUUUAUGCAAUACUCGAUAUGAUUGUGUGCCUUUUGUGGUGAUUUGUAAUAUCUAUGCAAGUCAUCGUAUUGCUAAAAUGUGAUUUCUAAUACCUACGAAGUCGUGCUUAAUGCUAAAAUGAUUUACU